GUGAAAGGCAUCGAGCGAGCAGACCUACUUCCGUGGAUUCUACCAAGAACAAGGAUCCCCCAACGACUCUGUGUUUUUCUUCUCUUCAAGACCAAUGCGUUUUUGAGGGUUAGCUGUUGGGAAAGGAACGAGAACCGGAAGCAAUGGACGCCAAGAACGUCCUUCCUUCCGCAGCACGAAGCGCCUCCCUUCCCGCCUCGUCUUCCGCAGGUUCGCUCCUUAUACGAGCUCCUCCUACUCUCGACGACGACGACGGCGGCGGCGGCGGCGGCGAGGGCGACUCUGAUUUCGAGCCGGAAGCUUCGGGAGACGAUAUUCAGUAUGGCGCUAGUUGCAGCGAGGAAAGCAGCGAGAGAGGCGGCUCUGACUGCGAGCACUUGUUCGCUGGCGGGGAUGACUUUGAAACGGCGUCCGUGAGGCCGUUCGUCGCGGACCCAGAUGAGGAAACGUUGGAUGGAGGUGAGGGAAUCGCGGAAGAUCGAAUCUUUAGGCCCUUUGUGGCAUCCUCAGGUGCAAACUUACUAGGAAAUUGCUUUGGGGAGGAGAUGGGUAGUGAUGUUGAUGAGUACUAUUCUGUGGCAGAGACUGCAGCAGUGUAUGGCCGUGAGCCCAUUGUUGACCAGGUUAUGCCUAUUGCAAGGCUGUCCAUAGAUUUUGACGAUGAGGAGGGCGUGAUGGGCAGUGAAGAAAGUGGGGAUGAGGAGGGCUUGAUGGGCAGUGAAGAAAGUGGGGAUGAGGAGAUCGUGAGAGCUGUGAAAGUUCCAGGUUUCAACGGGUCUGAGAUGGCAGGGAGUGCACCUAGAAUUAGGGUAGCGGUGGAUGAAGAGGAGAGAGAUGAGGGUGAGAUAAGUUUGAUCGUUGGGGAUGGAAUUGAGAUACAUAGCACUUCUGGUGAGUAUAUAGGUGAGAAUGGUGGCCUUGCUUCUAUGGGGCAUGCAUGGGUUAUGCCUCUGCAGGGUGAGGAAAGAAUUUUCAUUGAGCAGAAUUCCCGAAUGCUAGCAAAUUUCAAAUAUCUAAGUAGCGAAGGUGGAAGAACUGAGGGUGCAGAUAGCCAUCAAUCAAAUGAUGAGAGGUUAUGGGAGCUGAAGAAUGGAAAAUUGAGUGAUGCUGAUCUUGUGGAAAAAUGUGAAACAAAUCUGGCUUCUGAGGCAAUGCAACUGAAUUUCGAGGAAUUAGAUUUCAGUAGGAGCAAGAUAGGGAAGCCAAGCUUUAAUUGUAUAGUUGAAGAACCUGAGGCGGGGAAAGUUGGUACUUAUGAUGCAGGUCUCACUCUUGAAGACCACUUGAAUGAUGAGACACCUCAUUUGCAAAUAGUUUCAGAGGGCCCUGAAGUUGCAGGGGAAGUUAAGCACUUGGAUGACGCUUAUUACAAAAACAGUACCAAUGCAAGUCAGGAGGCUACUGCAAUGAAUAUAAAGGAUGCUGAAGCUAAUGAUGAAAUGGGUUCGUCAGAUCAGGCAUUGCAUGAUCCUCGUAAUCUCCUUCAUUCUGUGUUUGCAUUUUCCCCUUCAGAUGAUGAACCAGAGUUGGAAGGAACGGAUGUGGAAAAUGAAGCAUUAAAUAAAACAAGGGGAGGUGAAAAGAGCUUGCUAGACAAUGGAGGGUUCGACAAUUUGAUAUUUGGUAAUUCUGAAAUCACUCACCUGGUAAUGAGUGAUCUAGAAGACAAAUUCGCAUCCUGUAUCCUCUCAAAUCCAGUGAUUUCGCAAGUUUAUCCAGCAAUGAAUGAUGGCCAUACUGUUUGUCUCUGAAUCAAUUGAAGAAGACGGAUCCUAUGUUUAUGGGGGCAGAAUCUGUUAGUUGACUUGGACAUCUUGGGAGAUCUUCUCAAAGCAUCUUCUUGUACUGAAUCAGAGGAGAAUCUUAGCAAAGAGGAAAAUAAGCGCCUUCAGGAUGUGCAUCUGUUAAAGGUAAAACUCUUAAGACUUGUCCACAGACUAGGCUAUUCUCGGAAAAUUCCAUAGCUACACAAGAAUUGUACCGUAAUGCCCUAACCAUAGGCGGCCACUCUAGUCAAGCAUCUCGCUUCAAAUCAGCCAAAAAGUUGGCAAUGCAGCUUGAAGCUGAAGGUGGUAGUAUAGACUUGUCAUUGAACAUCCUGGUCAUUGGAAAAACAGGCGUUGGAAAGAGUGCGACCAUUAAUUCCAUUUUGGGAGAAAAGAAAGCCAAGGUCAAUGCAUUUGAGCCUGCGACCGUCACUGUGAAAGAGGUUCUCGGAAAUAAGGAUGGUGUGAAAUAUAGGUUUAUUGAUACACCAGGUCUUAGAUCUUCUGGUACUGAGCAAUCUGUCAACCAGAGAAUACUAUCAUCUAUUAAGAAGUUCACCAAAAGCUUUCCACCCGAUGUUGUUAUGUACGUCGACCGUCUGGAUUGCCCAACGAGUGAUCUUGCUGAUCUGCCAGUUCUGCGAUUUAUCACCAGUUCGCUUGGUUCAAUAAUAUGGCAUAAUGCCAUUAUCGUGCUCACCCAUGCCUCAUCUACUCCCCCGGAUGAACCAACUGGAUUACCUUUCAGCUAUGAAGACCUUGUAGCUCAGCGAUCCCAUGUUAUCCGGCAAUGCAUCAGCUAUGCAAUUGGUGAUACGCAUGCAGUUAAUCCAAAGCCUCCAGUGUUUCUAAUCGAGAACCAUUUUUCUGAAAAGAAUGAGCCCGGAUGUGCAGAUCUUCCCAGUGGACAAUGUUGGAGAACGCAGUUGUUGAUCUUAUGCUAUUCAUUGAAAAUUUCAAGCGAAGCUUCGUCUCUGUCAAAACCUCAAGAAUCAUUAGAUCUCCGUAAGAUUUAUGACUUCUGCAUCCAGUCAUUUGCCUUACUUGUUGUCUUCUCUAUUGCAACCUCGCAUUCACCCAAGACACUCCACUGAUGAGGGUGAAAAUGACCUGAACUUUGAGCUCAAUGAUUUGUCCGAUUUGGAUGAAGGCAACGGAUGAUUAUGAUCAAUCGAAGCCCUUCGGGAGGGUCUCAGAUGGCGACACUGAUAAAAGAAUAGAUGGACAUUUAUUUUGUGGAGUACAUCUUCUUGUGCCAUUCAGAUUAUCCUCUUCGAUUCCUCUAAUUGUUCAGAGAGCUGUGAGAAAAUGGACAAGCAUGCAUGAGCUGACACGCGAACACCGGGAAGCCGCAUCAUCUGAAACUGUCGAGGGAGAGAACAAAGUGAAAAGCUUGGAGAAUUAUAUAGAGCAGCUGUAGGAUGUCCGGAACUUUAUCAGACGAAAUGUAGCUGCCGGUCUCUAUUAUGAUGAUCCAUCAGAUAGGAUCAGAUACGGAAGCUCCUUUGAUUUUAUUAGGAGUAGUUUCGAUUUGGGGGAGAAUCUUCAUCAUGUGACCUUUGGGGGAGCAUCUGUUAGCUUGUUCAAGACCCAUCCUGUGGUGCUGAUCUGAGCCGGCGGUCUGACCCAUACCCGAUCAAGCCGAUUGAAUCAGCCAGGCCGGUUUUGAAAAGACCAGUCGUGGCCAAAAACUUGUUCCAAAAGAAUAGUAAGAAAUGUUCCACGACGUUGUAAAGAGGACUGAGGCAGCUUUGUUAAACGAGCAACUUGAUGUUAUACA
This is a messenger RNA of Eucalyptus grandis, 3546 nucleotides long. RefSeq lists its product as uncharacterized. Bases 144 to 1751 code for a protein of 535 amino acids. The transcript has 2 exons. Lineage: Eukaryota; Viridiplantae; Streptophyta; Magnoliopsida; Myrtales; Myrtaceae. The record is from RefSeq and is a predicted model, not a curated record.